This is a messenger RNA of Emiliania huxleyi CCMP1516, 850 nucleotides long. RefSeq names its product vacuolar H+-ATPase, subunit C (gene ATPVC1). NCBI's taxonomy places the organism in Eukaryota, Haptophyta, Isochrysidales, Noelaerhabdaceae. The coding region runs from base 27 to 554 and encodes 175 amino acids. Gene Ontology annotation, cellular component: proton-transporting V-type ATPase, V0 domain. The record is from RefSeq and is a predicted model, not a curated record. Gene Ontology annotation, molecular function: proton-transporting ATPase activity, rotational mechanism. The transcript is spliced from 4 exons. Gene Ontology annotation, biological process: proton transmembrane transport.
CCUGUGUGUUUUGCGCUCGCCCGACCAUGAGCAGCGCAGAUUCGCUGAGCCUCUGCCCCACAUACGCGCCGGCGCUCGGCUUCGGCGGUGCGAUGAUUGCCCUCGUGAUGGCCUGCGUCGGGAGCGCGUACGGGACAGGCAAGGCCGCCAUGGGCAUCUCGACGAUCGGCGUCGAGCAGCCAGACAUUGUGAUGAAGAACAUCAUCCCAGUUGUGAUGGCGGGCGUGCUCGGCAUUUACGGCCUCAUCAUCGCCGUCAUCAUUAGCAACCAGAUUGUGGGCGUCGUGGGCAACGCGGUUGGCUACAGCCUCUUCACAGGGUUUGCGCACUUGGGCGCCGGCCUGUGCUGCGGCAUGAGCGGCCUCGCGGCAGGGGUGGCGAUUGGUGUCGCGGGCGACGCGGGCGUGCGGGCGGUGGCCAAGCAGGGCAAGAUGUACGUCGGCAUGGUGCUGAUCCUCAUCUUCGCAGAGGCGCUGGGCCUGUACGGCCUCAUCAUUGGGCUGAUUAUGACCUCGAAAAACUCCGAGGUGUGCGGUGCUGGACCUGUCGAGUGAUGGUCGCGGCUGGCGACGCGGCUGCGCCAGGGCCCUCUCCGCGCUCUCGCCUCUUUGUGUUUCCGCGCGGCAACACACACGAGGCACCUACGUUUGCUUCCCUCCCCCCUUGCCAAAGCCGGCCGCGGCUUAGGGCCGGCCUUGUUCGGUUGCGAGAGAGGGGCUGAGCAGAGCGGAGAGGCCGGGCGGCAGUGCCUGCUCUUUUCUUCCAGGCACCAGGGCAGACGCCGGGGUUCGCGCGCGGUCGCCGAGCACGUACCGCUCGGGUCGUUAUUUUUGUACGUACCCCCAUGUAA